Messenger RNA from Cynara cardunculus var. scolymus (artichoke), 2064 nucleotides. Its product is annotated as dol-P-Man:Man(6)GlcNAc(2)-PP-Dol alpha-1,2-mannosyltransferase. Gene Ontology annotation, biological process: protein N-linked glycosylation. Gene Ontology annotation, cellular component: endoplasmic reticulum membrane. Lineage: Eukaryota; Viridiplantae; Streptophyta; Magnoliopsida; Asterales; Asteraceae. The record is from RefSeq and is a predicted model, not a curated record. Gene Ontology annotation, molecular function: alpha-1,2-mannosyltransferase activity.
AAGAAACAAACAUAAAGCAAAUCCAACACCUUGUGUUCGGAGAAGGAUCUAGACGCUAGUCCAGAGAGCGGAGCAAUGGCAGCGCUUGCAACAAGGAGAAGACGGCCGUUGGAAGCCGAUCGUUUGUUGCCGUCGACCUCGGCCGAUGGUUAUACGAAGGUAGAUAAGCCGCCGGCGAGUUUAGGAGCUGAGGUAGAGAAAGGCUUGUCAUGGACAUUUCCUAUAUUUGCUCUAGGGUUAUUGAGGUAUUUGAGUGCAACUACCAAUAUCAUUCAUGACUGUGAUGAAGUAUUCAAUUAUUGGGAGCCUCUUCACUUCCUUCUUUACAAAUCAGGUUUUCAAACUUGGGAGUACAGUUCUCAGUUUGCAUUGCGUUCCUACCUGUACAUUCUUUUUCAUUAUUUGGUGGGCUGGCCAGCUUCAUGGUGCUAUAAUUGGCUCGAGGAGGAAAAAGUAAGAGUAUUUUAUGCUGUGAGGAUAUUCCUUGGCCUUCUUUCUGUCGUGACUGAAGCUGCUUUGGUAGUAGCGCUUUCCAGGAAGUUUGGAAAACGCCUUGCUCUUUAUACACUAGCCAUGUUAUGCUUAACAAGUGGUUGCUUUUUCGCUAGCACAAGUCUUUUGCCAAGCUCUUUUUCAAUGUAUGCUAUCUCUCUCUCCUCAGCGAUGUUCCUUUUUGGUAUGCAUGCCAUGGCUGUUGCUGUUGCAGCAACUGGCGUUAUUCUUGGUUGGCCAUUCUCAAUCCUUGCUUUUCUUCCGGUAACAGUGUACUCUCUACAUAGACGAUUCAAACAAGCAUUUCUCUCAGGGGUUCUAAUUUCUCUUACACUUUUGGCACUCUCAGUGGUAGUGGACUACCAUUACUAUGGAAAAUGGACGUCGUCUGUUAUGAAUCUGUUGGUGUAUAAUGUCUUGGGAGGUGGUGAGAGUCAUUUGUAUGGAACAGAAGGACCAUUAUACUACUUGAAGAAUGGAUUUAAUAACUUCAAUUUUGCUCUCAUUUUUGCACUGUUCUUCGUGGCUACUCUGCCAGUAACAAAGAAGAAGUAUGCUCCUGAUUUGUUAAUUGUGGUGUCUCCUGUGUACAUCUGGUUGGCAUUCAUGUCUUUGCAGCCACACAAAGAAGAAAGGUUCCUUUAUCCUAUAUACCCUCUUAUAUGUGUUGCUGCUGCAGCUGUCAUCGAUAGCCUUCCUGACUUUUUUUAUGAGCGGUAUAGAACCGAACAAUCUCUGCUCUACAAAAUGGCUAAAUACGUGAGACCGUUGCUUAUUGGCCUCAUUCUAUGCGUUUCUCACUCUAGGACGUUCUCUAUCAUAAAUGGUUAUGCUGCUCCUUUAGAGAUUUACAAGCACUUUGAACAUCAUUAUGAUGCAGGAUCAGGUGCAGUGGUGUGUGUGGGAAGUGAGUGGCACCGGUUCCCAUCAUCGUUCUUUAUUCCAGACUAUGUAAGUGAAGUCAGGUGGAUUGACGACGGUUUCAGGGGCUUACUUCCUUUCCCAUUCAAUUCAACCUUGGGUGGAACAUCUGCAGCACCACCAUAUUUUAACAAUAAGAACAAGGCAUCACCUGACCAAUUUCUCCAAGAUGUCGAAAGCUGCGAUUUUCUCGUGGAGCUGCAGCUUCAAAGACCUUUUCUUUCUCGAGGAAGCGACUUGUUAAAAUGGGAGGUGGUUGCAGCAUUGCCAUAUCUAGAUAGGGAGCUUUCGCCCCCUUUACACCGAUCGUUCUUCAUACCAUAUGUUUGGGAGGAGAAAAACAUAUUUGGGAUCUACAAGUUAUUGAAGAGACACAAAGGGCAACAAUAGGUUUUGCAAGCAGAUAACCACAAGCAAGUGAUCUUUGGGACUUGUUAGAUUACUAAUUUUAGGGCUCAUUCUUGAGUUUCUUCUACAAUAUGUUGUCUUUCUUUUGGUUUUUUUUUGUUGGGUUAUGUUCCUCUUUUUUCCUCCGUCUUUCUAUCCCCUAGACUAGACCCUAUUUUGCAUGAAAUUUACUGGUUUCGUUUGUUUUUUUCCUAUUAAUUCAUGCAUGCAUGCAUGCUUGCCCAUCCCUAUUUCAUAUUUUAA